Molecule: messenger RNA, 2946 nt
Organism: Erigeron canadensis
Lineage: Eukaryota; Viridiplantae; Streptophyta; Magnoliopsida; Asterales; Asteraceae
Exons: 19
Coding region: 287-2590 (767 amino acids)
Source: RefSeq, a predicted model, not a curated record
GCCUGAAGGAAGAAACUCUCCUUCCACUUUCUUUUCUUCUUCUUCAUUUGAUAUUUUUUUGUGUGUGUUUUAUCUUAAACUAAAAAACAGCAUAUAAUAAUAUUGAUAAUAAUGAUGAUGAUGAUAAGUGCAUCUAACAUAUAACGACACACAGAGAGAGAGAGAUAUGGAUGCAGCAGCAGCAGCAGCAUGAUCUUAUUAUUAUAUUAUUACAAGUCCAUAACUGAAAAGAGAGAGGGAGGCAGAGGCUAAUUCACAGGCGAGGCGUCAAAAGGGAAUUCUACCAAUGGAUAAAGGAAUUGUUAUUCAACAAGAGCCAAGUAGCAAGAGUUGGGCUGCUUCUUUCUUUGUCCAAACAACCGAUGACGUCUCCAGAGGAGGAGGAGCUGUUGUUACUUCACCACGACCCUCUGCCGUUUUCUCCUCAAAAGGAGACACUGGUAGCCCUCUUCAGAAGUUCCAAAAUCAGGUUUUCAGAGUAUUGAAAGGCUUAUCUCCUCCGCUUGAGGACAAAACCAGAACCUAUAAUCCAGAAGUAUUAACUAGUCAAAAACGUCAAUGGGCAAGCUUUCAGUUGCAGGCCCUGCAUCAGAGGAUAUUGAAAGAACCAUCGAGGCUCUUCGAGAGCAUGGUAGUGGUUGGAUUGCAUCCAAAUAGUGACAUUCAGGCACUUCAGAGGCAGUAUUUUGGUAGAAGACCUGAAGGUCCAGGGAGGCUGCGAAGUGCACUUAGUGGUCAGCAUCAGUUCCGUGUAGAACCGAAUCUCGAGCCUCAGGUGCUUUUUGUGUAUCCACCGGACAAACAGCUUCCCCUACGGUCUAAGGAUCUUCUUUCAUUCUGCUUUCCUGGUGGAUUAGAGGUUCACACAGUUGAGAGAACGCCAUCAAUGAGUGAACUGAAUGAAAUACUUCUUGGACAGGAGCACCUUAAACAAAAUGAUCAAUCCUUCGUAUUCAGGUUGCAGGGUGCAGAUGAUUCAAUUUUGUAUGGUUGCUGUGUUCUAGUUGAUGAGUUGGUGCAACAACCUUCUAGGUUAAUUUCUAUGAUGGGAGAUGGACAAUUUUUGUCUGCGAGUCGGCAUAUUCUAACAACUCGCCGGUGUUACUGCAUUCUCUCCAGGCUUCCAUUUUUUGAACUGCAUUUUGGCGUGUUGAACAGCAUUUUCAUUGAAGAAAGGUUGGAACGUUUAACAAAAAGUAUCAGCGACUUAGAUUUGGAAUUACCGUUUGAUAAUGAAAUAUAUCUAGAGGACAAAAUGAGUGGUGUUUCGGCUGAAUAUGAAGCACAGGAAACGCUUAAUGUAACCACAGAAACUGUCCAAUCAAGCAGGAUCAGUUCUAUAACUGAAACAGCAAUAGACGAGCAUCUUUCAUUAAAGAAAGAAUGUGUAGCUGUUGAGGCAACAUCUAAAAGUUGUGAUGGUUUUAUUAUUGAUAUUGGUUUCAACAAACAACCUACUCAAAAGCACAUACCGGAUGCAAUCUUACCCUUUCUUCGUUAUCAACAGUAUGAUAGUUCUGACUCUUCAUCAAGUUUCCAGGGGUCUCCCAGUGAAGAUCGGAACUUUAGGAGCGACAUUGAUUCAGCAGAGACAGGAGAGGCAUCUUUUUCCGGUCAAGAAGAUAACAAGCAUGACGGGAUUCUUGAUUGGGCUAAGACCAAUAACCAUGGAUCAUUGCAGAUUAUAUGCAAGUAUAAUCAUUUAUGUGUCCCCCCUAGAGGCUCGACAAUCAAGUUCCACCCCCUGGAUCACCUUCAUCCUUUGGAAUUUCAGAGGCCAGAUGAAACAGUUUUACACAUUUCUGGCUCAUCAGUUGAUUUGAUGUCAUGUAGCACAAGUUUUGAACUGGCAGAGGCUCACAGGGCACUUGCUGUGGAGGAGGAAGCAACGGUUUUAUCAGUAUGGGCAAUUUCAUCGUUAUGUGGGUCCCUGCGUCUUGAGCAUGUAUUGACAAUAUUUACUGGUGCUCUGCUGGAGAAGCAAAUUGUGUUUGUGUGCUCUAAUCUGGGAAUAUUGUCUGCUUCAGUGUUGUCAAUUAUUCCUCUGAUUCGUCCCUACCAGUGGCAGAGCUUCUUUAUGCCGGUUUUGCCUAAUGACAUGCUGGACUUUUUGGAUGCACCUGUUCCUUUUAUAGUUGGUGUGAAGAGCAAAACUGCCGAAGUACAAUCCAAGUCAGGAAACAUAAUACUUGUUGAUACAAACAAGAACCAGGUCAAAUCAUCAUCAAUACCACAUUUUCCGCAGUACAAAGAGUUAUAUGCUGCCUUGACUCCAUAUCAUGCUCAGCUUGUGGGAGAAAGUUACUUAGGGAGAAGACGACCGGUCUAUGAUUGCACAGAUGUGCAGGUGGAAGCUGCAAAGGGAUUUCUCAGAGUAUUGCGAUGUUACUUGGAUUCACUCUGCUCUAACCUGCGUUCUCAUACUAUUACAAAUGUUCAGUCCAAUGAUGAUAAGGUAUCAUUGCUUUUGAAGGAAAGUUUCAUCGAGUCUUUUCCUAGCCGCGAUCGGCCAUUUAUGAAGCUGUUUGUGGACACACAACUCUUCUCUGUACAUACAGACCUGGUGUUAUCUCUUUUUCAAAAGGAUUAGCAGCUGUGGAAGUUUGACGUUGUAAGGUGUAGUUAUAUAGGUUGAGCGCAAGUUGUAUAAGUUAUAAUAGCUGUCAUGGGAUCAAGUAUAUUAUAAGUGGUUUUUAUGUUGUGCAAUGUAUGCAUGCAAGUUGCUUCCCUUGUCCCAUUUCAUUUCACAUGGCUAUAUGAAAGGAGUGACGACGUAUUAUGAUGAUGUUGGGGAUCCUUCAUAAGCAUCAGGAGCAUUGUUUAGAUUUUCAGAGCAAUAAACUAGUUUGUACGCAAUGUAAGAAAUCAUAUUUUAUUGUUGUAGUACUUGACUUGUAAUCGUGGGGAUUUAUAGGUUGGGAGCAUAAUGUUUAGCAUGUUUUCAUA